GCUGCUCUGCGCAUGCCCACUCGGCAGAGCGCGAGCUAGGAGUUGCGGUGGGGAAACAAACUUUGCCCCGGAGAUGUCUCCAGCUCGUUCUUCCCCGGAGCCUGUCAGAAACAGUCUGAUAGAUGAUGCGAAGGCCCGCUUAAAAGAGCAUGAUGCUGGGACCAGAUACUCUCAUUUGUCGUAUGACAAAUACUCCGUCCUUUUACCGUUGCUGGUGAAAGAAGGAAAACUCCAUUUGUUGUUCACCCUCCGGUCGGAGAAGCUACGCAGGUCUCCUGGAGAAGUUUGCUUUCCUGGAGGCAAGUGUGAACCCACAGAUGUGGAUGAUGUGGCCACGGCUGUCCGGGAAGCCCAGGAGGAAGUGGGGCUGUGCCCCCGUCAGGUGGAGGUUGUCUGCCGCCUGGUGCCGUAUCUGCUUGAGAGAGAUACGCUGAUAACCCCCAUUGUAGGAUUCAUAGACCACAAGUUCCAGGCCCAGCCCAAUCCCGAUGAGGUGAAGAAGGUGUUCCUGGUGCCUCUGGAAUAUUUCCUGCAUCCGCGGGUCUACCACCAGAGUCACAUGACGCUUUCUGGCCAUGAUGUUGUUGUUCACUGCUUUGAGUACAGACAUCCUGAAGAUGGCGUCACCUACCAGAUCAAGGGAGUAACGGCGAAACUUGCCCUGUUCGUGGCCUUAAUUAUUUUGGGGAAAAAACCCACCUUCGACGUUGAAUUUAAUCUCAGCGAUCUAAUGUCAUCCUCUGAAGAGGUCUUCCUGAAGCGGCAUAAACGUGCUACAAGCAAGUUAUGAUUUGUGAGACGAACAUCCAGAUAACUAAGAGGAUUUGGUGUGUGCUUAUCCACAAGGACAACAAUAACGCCAGCUGUGGGAAAUGGACGGGCGCGAGUAUCGUUCCCGCAGUAUGAAGGUAAAAGAUACCUUGCCUUUUCCCACUUGCCCUCUGUUACCCGAAAGAGCAAAAGGUCUUUCAAAAGUGGAAAAAUGUGAGGGGCGCCUGGGGGCUCAGUCGGUGAAGCAUCCAACUUCAGCUCAGGUCAUGAUCUCGUGGUCUGUGAGUUCGAGCC
Messenger RNA from Herpailurus yagouaroundi (jaguarundi), 1065 nucleotides. It is a transcript of the gene NUDT7, whose product is annotated as nudix hydrolase 7. The record is from RefSeq and is a predicted model, not a curated record. The transcript has 4 exons. Gene Ontology annotation, molecular function: magnesium ion binding; coenzyme A diphosphatase activity; manganese ion binding. Bases 74 to 790 code for a protein of 238 amino acids. NCBI's taxonomy places the organism in Eukaryota, Metazoa, Chordata, Mammalia, Carnivora, Felidae. Gene Ontology annotation, biological process: coenzyme A catabolic process; nucleoside diphosphate metabolic process.